Molecule: messenger RNA, 2136 nt
Organism: Rhizopus microsporus ATCC 52813
Lineage: Eukaryota; Fungi; Mucoromycota; Mucoromycetes; Mucorales; Rhizopodaceae
Exons: 1
Coding region: 1-2103 (700 amino acids)
Source: RefSeq, a predicted model, not a curated record
AUGACAGCUUAUACACUGCUUGAACAGCCUCUUUCAAGACGAAUAUCAAAAAGACAAUGUCAAAUAAUUGCUCUCUUAUUUACGAGUCUUUUAUUUUUAUUGUUUUUCUUUUUCAAGACAACUCAAGAAGAGACCCUUCCUUAUGACAAAACUUAUCCUCCGGUCAGAAAUAUCAACUUUACAGUUCCAGGUCAGGAUGACUUGGUUUAUAUCGAUUUAGACAGAUACCCUAUUGAAGAUCAAAUAGUUCAACUUUUUGCUGGAUCAAAAGAUGUUAUUCAAGAAUAUACUAUCAACAAAAUCCAAAAGAAAAAACAAGGCCUAUGGAUAAAGACACCAAGUAGAAUUCAACCAGAUACCUAUGCUUGUAAAAAUCAGCUACCACCUUAUCCAAUACUACGUCGUAUUGUAAAAGAUCAUCUCGAUAUUGCUGAUACAAAUGUUUACUUUGAAGACGAUGCUGGAUUGAACCUCUCCCAGUCUUUUGUUUUCCUGCCUUUCGAAAAACAGCCAAAGCUGAAGAAGGGAUAUCGUGUCUGCAUUCGAGCCCUUGUACCAUUUAAGGGUCAAGGUACCCACGAUCCUUAUAAUCUGUUCUACCGACCUUAUCCAACAAAUCAUGAACAAAUUAGCUACCCUUGGUGGGAUACGAUGAUGACCACUCUCAGAAACACUCAGACAGAUGAAAUUACAUCAUUGACUAUGAGCCCCUGGCUAGGACAUAAGCAGUUACGAAUGAAAUCAAGAGAGAUUAGACAGGUCAACAGUGAAUUACCAGAGUGGUCCAAGUUACGGAAUGAAUUGUUGCAUGAAAGAGAAAGAUUGCACAUGUACGAGGCAGACUUUAUUAUACCAGCGGACGACGCAGAAUAUGAACUCUCAAGCUUGUUAGAGUUUGUGGAGGGACGCUACAACUUUGACUAUGGACCAGUGACAACAUAUGAACCACUCCAAAUGCCCGUGCUUCCAUUUAGCAAGAUCACUACAGGCAAAACUCAACUAAAGAAGAAAGAAGCACUGGCUGAAAAGCUACUAAAAGAACAUCUCAAGCUUCCCCUCUGCAGUGGUUCCGACCAUCCUGGACGUUGGUUACCUUGGCCAAAUCAUACAGAACACUCUACAAACCAAGUCUUAGCCCUCACUCGACACGGUAAAUACUGGGCGCCUUACAGCUGUCGAUACCGUCAUUUGUCUUAUGAACAAUUCAAUCGGUGUGUAUCGCAAAAGUAUCCACAUGGUCUAGACCUUUAUGGCGAUUCCAAUAUGCGUCGGGCGAUCAAGAAAUUCGUCAGCCACGGCCAAUGGUGUAGGGAUUGGCAUAAACACGUCACUGGUCCCAUUGUCCCUGAAGAAAAGUUACCAACGAUCCUACACAAGCGUCAAGAGGAACCCAAGGGAUACAGUUCACCCCAAGAAUAUAGGUUCAUCGUACCCGAACAAACCCGUAGCUGUUACUGUGAAGAUUUCUUUGAGCCCUACUGGAAUUUGGAUUGGUUUAGUGGAGGAGCCAGACGUUUCUACCUUGAGAUAAACAAUUCGCCUGCUCAAGCGAGAGCAGUAGGAAAGACAGAAUGGGAUAAUGAAAAGAUUAGAAGAGCAAAUCCUGGGGACAAGUUCAAGAUUAGUUCUUACAAGUGGGACGGGCUCACAUAUUUCAACGAACCUUCCUGGGAAACAGCAGUGCGCGACAACGGAGAAAUAUCAGACGUUGCGGUGUUCUCUCUUGGUAAUUGGGAUAGUGCAUUUUCUAAUCUUGAGUCUUAUCUUAAGGAUGUUGAUGUGUUGAUUCAACAGAUCAAGGAUCACUAUGACUUAAACAAGACUAUGAUCAUCUAUCGCACUCCUCAGUAUUAUUGCUGCCGUAUCGAUCGUGAUAGUCGUCAACGCCAAGUGAGCGGGCCAAAGCUAGAUGUGUUUGAUAUAGAAGUGCGUAAGAAAUUUCAGGAGGAACUUCGCGCCAUCAUCUGGGACACAAAGAUAUUGGGAGAGACAAGAACAUGGGAAGAGAAAUUAGAAAGUGUAGACUGCUCUUCGAAUCAUGUAGCUGCAGAUCUCGUAGAAGUUGAAAACCAGAUAUUUAUGAAUGUACUUUGUAACAAAUAAUUAUACCUUGAAUAAAAAAAAAAUGACUUCCAU